Hippoglossus stenolepis (Pacific halibut) is the source of this 1361-nucleotide messenger RNA. Its product is annotated as tigger transposable element-derived protein 6-like. Lineage: Eukaryota; Metazoa; Chordata; Actinopteri; Pleuronectiformes; Pleuronectidae. The transcript has a single exon. Gene Ontology annotation, molecular function: DNA binding. Bases 452 to 1210 code for a protein of 252 amino acids. The record is from RefSeq and is a predicted model, not a curated record. Gene Ontology annotation, cellular component: nucleus.
AAGGCCGGGAUUCCCGCCUAUUGGGAACAAGGAAGUCAUUUUCUUUCAGUGAAAAAUGUGAUCUCAUUGAAGCGUAUGACAAAUUGCCAAAAACGAACCAACGAGAUGCAGCAAAGAAGCUUGGUGUUCCUCAGGCCACCUUGUGUAGAAUACUUAAACACAGAGAAACAAUCAUCGCUGCUGGCAAGGGAGAGAGAAAACGACUUCGCACUGGUAGAGCACCUGUGGUGGAAGCCGCCCUCUUAAAGUGGAUCGAUAAUGCCCGGUCAUGUAAUGCCCCCUUGAGUGGGGAUUUGGUGAAGGAGAAGGCGGGAGAAUUGGCAGUGAAAUUAGGAGAGGACAAUUUCAAAGUUUCAAUCGGCUGGUUCGAGCGGUUUAAAAAGAGGGAGAACAUCGUCUUUAAGAAAUUGCAUGGUGAGGCGGCUGAGGCUGACAUUGUUUCACACGACGAAUGGCUGGAGGACCAGUGGGUACAGUUGAGACAAGAAUACGCAGAUUCAAAUUGGGCCAAGAGUGGAAGAAGAUUCUCCUGCUUGUUGACAACUGUACAGCCCAUGAUGUUAAAAACACAACACUGAGAAACAUCCGACUUGAGUUCCUGCCAAAGAACACAACCUCCAUUCUCCAGCCCUGUGAGCAGGGGAUCAUCAGAACAGCCAAAGCUUACUUUAGAAAAGAGAUGGCCCACAGUGUGCUGUGCCACACCGAUGAGGGAAGCAGAGUUACUGCUGUAGACAUAGCAGAUAAAAUCAGCCUCCUGGAUGCUGUUCUAAUGCUAAGGGAUGCCUGGGCUGAUGUUGAAGCCUCCACAAUAAGAAAUUGUUGGAGGAAAGGAGGCCUAGUCAUUUCACCAGUGGAGGAACUGACAGCUAUUGAUUCAACUGCUGAGAUAAACACCGCAGAGUUUGAGCAGUGGAUUGCAACUGAUGACAGUUUGUUAGAGGCUUUUAUGGAUGAGGACAUCGUCACAGAGGAGAGAGAGCGCUUUGGUGUGGAUACCGAUUCUGUCGGCAGCGAGGAGAGAGAGGAGGAAGAAGAUAAGACCCCUGUGCUAUCCCUGGCUGAGAUGAGAAAUGCAAUCUGCAUUUUAAGGACUGGUUUGCUGCAUUUGGGUUUUAACAACUUUGACCUUUUGCAUUGUUUUACAAAAGAAGUGGAUUUGGUUUUGGACAAAUCCACGAUACAGGAAUCAAUCAAGUUUGUGAAAUGACUUAUUUUCAUGUGGCGCAUGAGACGACUAAAGAGGGGACCUCGUCCUUUUGUUGCAUUUUUUUUUGUGACAAAGUUCAGAAUAUUUUAUGAACAUAUUUGUGUUAAGUCAAUCAGUAAAUCUGAUUUAAUUUGUAUUGACCAUAUUCACA